Messenger RNA from Rosa rugosa (rugosa rose), 1345 nucleotides. Its product is annotated as serine--tRNA ligase-like. Gene Ontology annotation, cellular component: cytosol. NCBI's taxonomy places the organism in Eukaryota, Viridiplantae, Streptophyta, Magnoliopsida, Rosales, Rosaceae. Gene Ontology annotation, molecular function: serine-tRNA ligase activity; tRNA binding; ATP binding. Gene Ontology annotation, biological process: seryl-tRNA aminoacylation. The record is from RefSeq and is a predicted model, not a curated record. The coding region runs from base 56 to 1345 and encodes 429 amino acids. The transcript is spliced from 3 exons.
UGACUUACUUUCUUCUUGCAUAGUCAGACACAGAGGAACAGAAUCACAAUCAAAUAUGCUGGACUUAAAUCUGUUUAGAGAAAGGAAGGGCCACGACCCCGAUGUCAUCCGCAAGUCGCAUGGCCGUCGUUUCAAGAGCGUUGAUCUUGUUGACAAGGUGAUCGACCUCGACCAAGAAUGGUGCCAAAGACAAUUCGAGCUCGUGAAUCUCAGGAAAGAGUUCAACCAGACCAACAAGGAAAUUGGUCAGCUCAGAAUUGUGAGUGAGUUGAUUAAAAAGGCAGAGGAAAAGAAGAGGUUGAUCGCAGAGAAAGAAGCUGAAGUUCAAGAAGCUUUAGCACAACUGAAUUCAAGCUUGGAACAAAUUGGGAACCUUGUCCAUGAUUCAGUUCCCGUCAGCGAAGAUGAGGCAAACAAUGAAGUGGUUAGAUCAUGGGGAGAGAACCGGGUGGAGCCAGCACUGAAAAAUCAUGUCGAGCUUUGUAAGCUUCUUGGGAUUGCUGACUUUGAGAAAGGUGCUAAAGUGGCUGGAUCCAGAGGUUAUUACAUUGAAGGCGUUGGUGUAGAUCUUCAUGAAGCUCUCAAAAACUUUGCUCUAGAUUUUCUUGAGGACAAGGGAUUCAAAAAAAUGAUUCCUCCAUUUUCUAUGAGACAAGAUGUCAUGGCCAAAUGUGCUCAACUACAGGAAUUCGAUAAUGAACUCUAUAAGGUAACUGGUGAAGGAGACGAUAAGUAUUUGAUUGCUACCGCAGAACAGCCUCUAUGUGCUCGUCACAAGGAUGGAUGGUUCCAUCCCUUCCAGCUACCCAUAAAAUAUGCUGGAUUUUCAUAUUGCUUCCGGACAGAAGCUGGCUCGCAUGGAAGAGAUACAUUGGGGCUUUUUAGGACUCAUGAGUUUGCCAAAGUAGAACAAUUCUGUAUUACCAGCCCAAAUGAAAAUGACUCUUGCGAUAUGCAUGAGGAGAUGAUCAGAAACUCAGAGGAGUUCUAUAAAGCUCUCAAGAUUCCAUAUCGUGUAGUCAAUAUUGUUUCUGGUGCUUUGAAUGGUGCAGCAGCAAAGAAGUAUGACUUAGAAGGUUGGUUUCCUGCAUCUCAGACAUAUAGGGAACUAGUCUCAUGUUCAAACUGUACAGACUAUCAGUCCAGAAAAUUAGAAAUUCGAUAUGGACAGACAGGCAAUGAGAAGACAAAGCAGUACGUUCACAUGUUGAACUCCACUCUUACUGCAAUUGGGAGAACCAUGUGCUGCAUUCUCGAAAGCUACCAAAUGAAAGAUGGUGUCGAGGUACCAGAAGUUUUACAACAGUACAUGCGUGGAAAAACCUUCUUACCUUUCAAAAAUUAA